Colletotrichum orchidophilum is the source of this 279-nucleotide messenger RNA. RefSeq lists its product as uncharacterized. The record is from RefSeq and is a predicted model, not a curated record. NCBI's taxonomy places the organism in Eukaryota, Fungi, Ascomycota, Sordariomycetes, Glomerellales, Glomerellaceae. The transcript has 2 exons. Bases 1 to 279 code for a protein of 92 amino acids.
AUGGAUUAUUUCAGGGAUAAUGAGGAGGAAGUACUUGAUGAUAUGGCUUUCAACGAAACCCAGGGGUUCGAACCACUCAAUGCGCUCCUCGAAGAUGGCAGUUUCAAGCAGGAAGUCAUGCCUGACUAUUGUCCCGAGCCCGCUCAGCUCGUAAAUAUCAAUGCGGGUGCGGUCGGUGCCGAUAUGAGCUACUGUCAAACGCCCCCGGGAUUGCCCACCGGGGGUUCGGCCGGUUCAUGGGAAGGCUGCGGCGUCACCAGCGCAUCCAAUGCCCUUUAG